Messenger RNA from Trachymyrmex cornetzi, 3139 nucleotides. Its product is annotated as Mediator complex subunit 25. Bases 166 to 2808 code for a protein of 880 amino acids. Gene Ontology annotation, cellular component: transcription regulator complex; mediator complex. The record is from RefSeq and is a predicted model, not a curated record. NCBI's taxonomy places the organism in Eukaryota, Metazoa, Arthropoda, Insecta, Hymenoptera, Formicidae. Gene Ontology annotation, biological process: positive regulation of transcription by RNA polymerase II. The transcript has 15 exons.
AUGGUCCGACGAGACGAGUAGUCUGAUACGAGCUUUAUGUUUAGUUGUGUCGUAAGCGUAGAAAGAAAAUAAAGUUUGUUUAUAUGAUUUAUACGCAUAUUUGUACAAACGCGCUGGCAAACAAGCGUAUUUUUUACCUAAACUGGUAAAUUUUAAUUAAACAACAUGGUGACAGGACCAACUGAACAUGGAAUACAAGCUGAUGUUAUAUUCGUCAUUGAAGGAACAGCCGUUAACGGCGCAUACCUUAAUGACCUUAAAACAAAUUAUGUUAUUCCAACAUUGGAAUAUUUUAGUCAAGGUGGCAUAGAAGAUAGGGAAUAUGUUGCUGAGAAUAGCACGACAUUAUAUGGAAUAGUCGUUUAUCAUGCUGCUGAUUGCUUACCAUCUCCGUGCACUGAGACUCUAGGACCUUAUUCAAAUCCUCACAAGCUACUGAUGGUUCUAGACAAGCUUGAAAUGGUUGGUGGAAAGGGAGAAUCUUUUGCAAACAUAGGUGAAGGUCUUGCAACAGGAUUACUAUGUUUUGAAGACUUGCAGCUGAGACGGGAGCCAAAUACAGCUUCACAAAAACAUUGUAUUUUAAUUUGUAAUUCGCCUCCGUAUCAAACCAUGAUUCAAGAAACUUACAAAUUCGCUGGUCAUACCAUUGAACAAUUAGCUACUAUUUAUCAAGAGAGGAAUAUUAAUAUUUCUAUAUUAUCACCAAGAAAAAUUCCGGCAUUGUAUAAAUUAUUUGAAAAAGCUGGCGGUGAUUUACAGUCCUCGCAAACAAAGAAUUAUGCCAAGGAUCCACGGCAUUUAGUACUUUUGCGAAAUUACAAUUUAAAAGAACGACCAGUCAGUCCUCAAAUGGGCGGUAAUGUUCACAAUACCGCGGCUACCGCUGCACAAAUACCCUUAAGUCCACUGCAGAGUAACGACAGUCCUAACACUAAUCAAGUGCAGCAGAAUAUCGCACCGCCGAAUCAGCAGCAGGGUCCUCCUUUCAGAAACCAAGCCCCUCCUCAGAAUAUCACCUCUGUGCAUCAAACUGUUACGCCGUCUAUGGCGGCACCAAUGAAUACCGCCCGACCGCCUUACAAUCCUCAGAUAGCCGCACCACCAAAUUAUCAUCCACCGGGAGUAAACAUAGCCACGAGGCCCAGAUGGAUGCGACCAUUCAUAGCACCGGGUGCAACUGCGCCUGCAAAUACACAAGGCAGUGCGCUAAUAGCACAAUUAACACAACCGCCUUCAUCAUUAGGACUCAAUGUAGCUGCGUUUAAUCAACGAUUAGAUGUGGCUGGCAAUAAUGUUAUGGCAGCUAAUCAGCAACAGCAGCAGCAGCAACUCACACAGCAACAGCAACAACUGCGCUUGACGAUGCAGUUGCAGCAGCAAAAUGUUCAACAGGCUACCAUGUCUAUGGCCGCUCAACCGACUCAUAAUCAACCAGGAUCGCAGCUUACUGCUUCUUGUAUUAGCCAGUCUGUACCUACUCAAGUCUCACAAACUGUUACAGCUUCACAGCAAGCACCGGUCUCAGUAUCUUCUAUUACGCAACAGAUUACUCACUCUCAAGCACAAGGCAAUGUAUCUACUGGUACUGUACAAAAUCAACAACUUGUGCCACGCGAGCGCCAGAACAUCUGGCAAGGUAUCGUAGAAUGGAUCGAAAAGGCCAAAAAUCCAACAGAUGCGCAAAAGCAAACGAGACAUGUCCCGUGUCAAGUUUCCGCUAAUGCGAAAGACGGAGAUCCGGAAUUGAAAGCGGAUACAUGGCCACCUAAAUUGAUAAUGCAAUUGAUGCCGAAACAAUUGAUAGGAAGUAUUGGUGGUACUUAUCUGAAGAAUUCUAAAUCUGUUGUAUUUCACCCGACGCCAUGUGAAGCAUUAGAAUCCUUAACAAAAAUGAUGACAGCUGGAUUUGCAGGUUGUGUUCACUUUACUUCUGCGUCAUCAAGUCCAGCUUGUGAAAUAAAAGUACUUAUACUUUUGUAUACUACAGACAAAAAAACGUAUUUAGGUUUUAUUCCAAACGACCAAACAGCUUUUGUAGAUCGUCUUCGCAAGGUUAUUCAACAGCAGAAAACAUCUCAAAACGCUUCUGUAAGACAGGCUAAUCCUGGACCAGGUAAUACGAUUCCCGCACCCAUGCCUACUACCGGUACACAGGGGGGUAUUCUUAUGUCCCAAACAAAUACGAUGGCAAUGGGAGGUGGUCAAAUAACACAGAAUAUCGUGUCCACCGUUCCUCCACAAACUUUAACUUCGACUAGUGGUCCCCAAAUGACUCAAAUGAAUAUGCAGAAUAGCGGAAUUAGUGGCCCACAAGCAAAUACUGGUGCCGGAGGUAUGAUCGGCCAACAAAGACCUCCUUAUGAUGAUAUAGAAAUCGCCAGGCAUCAAAAUUUGCUAAAGAUUCAACAUCUAAGGCAAACGUUAGAGGCUGCCCAACAGCAAGAGGCACAGUAUAAGUCUCAAUUGGAAGUAAAUAUUCAACAAAACCUAGAAGUGGCACAACAACAAGAGAUGCAGUAUAAGCAACAACUUGAGGCGCAACAAGCACAGAGAGGCCUCAAUCCGGCCGCAAUGGCUAAUCAACAGGCGAAUUCUCAACGUUUGAUGCGUCCAGUCUCCACUAACAAUCUUGGUCUCAGACAUUUAUUACAACAGCCACAACCUCAAUAUAGCGUUCGGCAAGUAUUCGGAGUACAACAGCAAAUGGUAGGUCCGAGAGGGCAAAUAGCAACGAGACCAAUGGCUCCCGGUAAUGCACAAAAUCAGCAGUUUGAAGAUGUGUCGAAUUAUGAUUUUCUUGGUUAAGCAUUACCAGUAAGUUUUCUUCUUUUUUUUUUAUUUUUUUUAAUUUUACUAUAUCAUAUAGUAUAUUAGUAUACAUGCACACUCGCCAUGUGUGCGCUUGCACGUAUCCAUGCACAAAUAAAAGGAAAUAUAGGAGAGCAUAAUAUAAUUUUAAAAUUUUGUAUAUUUAUGAGAAUAAAUAAUACUUGUACAUAGGAAGAAAUACAUGCCCAAAAUACGUAUAUAUAAAGUUAUAAAUCAAGGUGUCCGUUUUUCAACUAUUUGUUGAAAAUUUUCUGGAUAUUUUUGGCAACAUUAAUAUUAGAUGCGCUUUCUCCUUUUGUUGUUACGU